Perkinsus marinus ATCC 50983 is the source of this 948-nucleotide messenger RNA. RefSeq lists its product as hypothetical. Lineage: Eukaryota; Perkinsozoa; Perkinsida; Perkinsidae. The record is from RefSeq and is a predicted model, not a curated record. The transcript has a single exon. The coding region runs from base 1 to 948 and encodes 315 amino acids.
AUGUUUGACGUCAUGAUCGGCCAUGAGCUCUCAAGAUGGGCGGAGAACUCCCUUGAAGAGUGGGUUGAAGCAGUAGAAGAAGCGAGGCUCCUUCCGGAGUUACAAAUCGAAAUAGACCUUUCCGCUGCUGGACAAGUAGUUCUGUCUCCAAAUCAGAGCGAGAUCCUUGAGACUUUCGAUUCUUUCAUUGAGGGCGUCGAAUCGUUGGCAUCGACCUUCAGCAGUAUUGAACCAGAACUCUUCCCUCAACCGGAGAUACCGGAAGAGCAUUUGUUUGCUCUCGACUCGGAGUUGGUGAUGAGUUCUAAGGAGCGUUUGAGACGCGUCUUACUCGAGGAUCUUCAAGAAGCUCUGAAGGUUGUCGAUGCAUACAGUGCUUACGAGGAGUUGAUUGCUGAACUCACCCCACCGGAAAGUGCGGAGGAGGUUGACCUCAAUAUUGUUCGUGACUUUCUAAGUCAGUGUGCUCAACGCUUAGAAGAAGUUGGUCGAGUUUGUCCUGGAGGUAUUCAGACGAGGCUCUUUUUCGUCGACACCAGUAUCGCAACGAGGAAGCUGUCCGCGAUGAUUAGUCAAGCGAGCACCGACUGCCUUCUUGCGAUGUCACAAGAACUACAGAGGAAUACCGAGGAUAUAAGGGAUGCUUACAGGUCGCUCGAUAAACAUUUCAAUACUCCAGAAAAUGAUUACGAAGCUGAGCGACUCCUCCGCAUGGUUGAGAACAUCGACAAGCAAACCUUGGACCCGCUUGAGGCGAGAAUUUCACAACUAGUUGAAGUUCUCGAUUUCUUGGAUACCUCUAUGUUCCUGAUCUCCCUUGAUCUCCGAGUAGAAAUAUAUGACCUCCGCACUAAAGCUCCCGAUGUCCGAACUGAUUUUCGCCUUUUGUGUGAAGAAUUGAAAUUGAUUUUUGAGCCUCCUGCUGAAGAUGAGGAGUCUGAUGAAUGA